Messenger RNA from Ipomoea nil (Japanese morning glory), 633 nucleotides. RefSeq lists its product as uncharacterized. The record is from RefSeq and is a predicted model, not a curated record. Bases 1 to 633 code for a protein of 210 amino acids. The transcript is spliced from 2 exons. Lineage: Eukaryota; Viridiplantae; Streptophyta; Magnoliopsida; Solanales; Convolvulaceae.
AUGGUCGAUAUCUUGAAUCGAGCUGGUAUGUCAGAUUGUAAGCCACUUACUACACCAGCUGCGGUUUCUCACGCCGUCAGUCCCACGAGUCAGCCGUAUGAUAACCCCACUCAGUACCGGCGUAUUGUUGGUGCGCUACAGUAUCUCACUAUCACUCGUCCGGACUUAGCAUAUGCUGUCAACCGGCUCUGGUGUCCACUUGACAGGAAAAGCACCAGUGGAUAUGCAGUGUUUCUAGGUGGCAAUCUUAUCUCUUGGCUCUCUCGGAAGCAGCGCACGGUAGCCCGCUCGUCAACUGAGGCUGAGUACAAGGCCUUAGCCGAUGUCUCGGCAGAGGUCACCUGGGUUGUCUCUCUUCUACGGGAACUUGGGUUGCAUUCUGGCCAGCCGCCGACUCUGUGGUGUGAUAAUCUCGGCGCUACCUAUCUCUGUGCCAAUCCGGUUUUUCACGCCAGGACCAAGCAUGUCGAAAUUGACUUUCAUUUUGUACGCGAUAAAGUAGCGUCUGGGGAAUUUGUCGUCAAUUUUGUGUCCACUAAAGACCAGCUCGCAGAUAUCUUCACCAAACCACUACCUGGACCACGGUUUUCAGCUCUGCGCACCAAGCUUAAUGUAGUUGCUCACCCACCUUAA